Messenger RNA from Talaromyces atroroseus, 2529 nucleotides. RefSeq lists its product as hypothetical. The transcript is spliced from 4 exons. NCBI's taxonomy places the organism in Eukaryota, Fungi, Ascomycota, Eurotiomycetes, Eurotiales, Trichocomaceae. The coding region runs from base 1 to 2529 and encodes 842 amino acids. The record is from RefSeq and is a predicted model, not a curated record. Gene Ontology annotation, biological process: regulation of DNA-templated transcription; DNA-templated transcription. Gene Ontology annotation, molecular function: zinc ion binding; DNA-binding transcription factor activity, RNA polymerase II-specific; DNA binding.
AUGGCUUCUGCUACUUCCUCCUCUUCCUCUGCCACAUUGCAGAACAAGCGGAAAGCUUCUACGGCCAGUCUUUCCGCGGGAAACAGGCCGAUUAAGAGAAGAGCUUCCCGCGCCUGCUGCUGCUGUCGCGCACGCAAGGUCCGGUGCGAUGUGGUCGAGAAUGGCUCGCCGUGUACCAAUUGUCGCCUAGACCAGGUGGAUUGCGUUGUAACCGAAAGCAGACGGAGAAGAAAAGUUCGCGUUGAGUCUGAGAACAAAGCGACACCGGACUCGUCCGCUGAAUCGUCGGAAGACGUCGCCAAACAACGAACCUUGAGCCAUGGCCCGGAUGGGUACCAAUCAAGUAGCUCACAAUUAGAUACCGACAAUCAAUCCCAGAGGCAGACAGGUUUUGCUCGAUCAAUGUCGAUUGCAGCAAACAUAGGGCCUAGUAUCACCGAUGCCCUCCAGCAGCUGCUAGGUCCCGAGCCUCGCGACAACCUACUACCGGGCUACAUCCGACGCCUGCCGCAACGUUUGCAGUCUGAAGAUCUCAAUUACUUGGAAACCAAGGGCGCCUUGUCGAUUCCCGAUAGGCCAUUGCGCAAUGAGCUGCUAAAGUCAUACAUUUAUUAUGUGCAUCCAUUCAUGCCAUUGCUGGAUUUGGAGGAAUUCCUUCAAAUUCUUGCCCGCAACGAUGGCGUACACCAUGUGAGCCUGCUUUUGUUCCAGGCUGUCAUGUUUGCGGGAACUGCUUUUGUAGACAUGGAUCAUCUACAUAAUGCGGGCUUCAAUAAUCGGAAAGACGCCCGCAAAGUUUUUUUUCACCGAGCCAGAUUGCUCUAUGAUUUUGACUAUGAAGUGGAUCGUAUCUCACUGGUUCAGUCUCUCCUGCUUAUGACAUAUUGGUACGAGACGCCAGACGACCAAAAGGACACCUGGCACUGGAUGGGUGUGAGCUUGUCGCUGGCCCACACGAUAGGAAUUCAUCGCGACCCUAGCAAUUCUGGCAUGGGGCCGCGGCGGAAGCAACUCUGGAAGCGCAUUUGGUGGAGCACAUAUACGCGAGAUCGACUGAUUGCAUUGGGGAUGCGCCGACCGAUGAGAGUCAAAGACGAUGAUUGUGACGUGCCGAUGUUGACUCUUGAUGAUUUCGAGUUCAAGCCAUUUCCUGCCGAGGUCAUGAAUAUGUUAGGCGAGUGCGAAUUGCUACAAAACGUCGAGCAGCAGCGGCAUUUGGCCUUGAUGUUUAUUGAGAAGGCUAAGCUUUGUCUUUGUGUCAGUCGUGUCCUGUCCGCUCAGUACUCUGUCCUCAGCCAUCGCUUUGGAGGCACGACCGAAACCACCAUGAUGCUCGUGCCAAAGAAAUCGGAAAUGGGCACAGUCCAAGUUCAGCAGUGUGAUGAAGAGCUGGAAAAAUGGCAAGCGAGCAUGCCUAGUGAGAUUCAGUACGACCCUCUUGUAGGGGUUGAUUAUCUGUCCCCAGCCGAAGCCUCGUUACACGUGCAUCGUUCCUUGCUACGGAUGAUCUAUCUUACGACGUCUAGCGCUCUACACCGGCCGCAGGUGCUUCCGUCAAUGCCUUUCCCAGCUGUCGAAGCCGCAUUGCAGGAAGUCUCACGGAGCAAAGUGCGCUAUGCGGCCGUUGAGAUCACCGCCACUGCACAACGGCUCCACCAACUCAAUCUUACUCGCUUUCUUCCAACUGCUGGUGUUACAGUUCUAUUACCUGCGGUGAUUAUUCAUUUGCUGGAUGUCAAAUCUAAUGAUCCAAACCUGCGCAUGGUCAGCUUACGGCGUUUCUACCAGUGCAUGCGCAUUUUGCAGCGUCUCCGUGAGAUUUACGCAUCUGCCGACUUCGCCACGUCGUUUUUAGAAGCCGCUAUUCGCAAGGCUGGCAUUCAAUUGAAUGUUUCUGAACUUGAUAGUCGCACACCAACAGCCCCGCCAGGAACCAUCCGCCCGACAGCGUUGACACCGCCCCCUGAUUCUCUAGCAGAAAAGCUGCCGGACCUCACUUACCCUUCUUCCACUUUCAACAACACAACAUCUACUGGGUUCUCAAUUCCGGCAGAAAUCGACAACGCCAACACUAAAAUGAGUGCAUUUGACGUCGCCACGCCACCACACUCGAAUGGUAGCGAGAACGGCAGUACCUCUAAUCUGAACCCGAGUAUUUUCAAACCGGGCGUCGAGCGAUCUGCUCAGACCUCCAUGAGCCUCAAUGAUUUCAUCGGGUUGGCUAAUAACGCGGAAGUAACCCAGAACGAUUUCGAUGCUCUUCUCAACUUUGAAGAUGGGGGAGCCGAUUUUUUUGCUGCUGAGGAUGGGCUAGGGAUGAAUUUUGCCUUCAGCAAUACCAACCAUAACAGUAACGACAUUGUUAUUACAGACACACAGCAACAGAAGCAGAUACAAGAAAAGCCGGAUUUCGAGUUUCUAGCCGACUUUUCUGCGGAUGCUAGCAUUUUUGGCUAUGAUUUUGGCAAGCGGAACGAUGAGUUUUCCUCGGACGUCGACCAGGACAUGGGUCUAUCGAUGAAGCUAUGA